AUGUAAAUAAGGCACGCAUCGGGUUUUAGCGCCAUCCAGCCGGCUAGCAAUCUCUUGGCAGUCAUCGAGGAGGCGAAGCACGGCAAAUAAGCAUGGCUUGUAGGGCGCUGGGACUUUUACGAAAUUAUCCUCAUCUGAUUUCCUCGAUCCGAGGAAACUCAGUGAGGACCUUCUCGCUCUCAAGCAUGCGUCAAUUGAAGCACCUUAAGUACGACGUGAAAGAUGGCGUCGCCGUCAUACGAUUUGACUCGCCCAAUUCAAGGGUCAAUUCACUGAAUGCUGAAGUCAUGGAGGAUGUGAAAGUCAUCUUGGAAGACUUCACGAACAACGGUUCAGUGUCCAGCGCCGUGCUGAUCUCCUCGAAGCCCGGCUGCUUCAUCGCUGGCGCAGAUAUCUUGAUGCUGGACAAAUGCAAGUCGGCAGCAGAAGGCGCUCGUCUUUCCCGUGAGGCCCAGGAAUUGGUCCAGAAACUGGAAGACAGCCGCAAGCCUAUUGUUGCAGCCAUCAUGGGUUCGUGCCUUGGAGGUGGCCUGGAGGUUGCGAUGGCCUGCCAGUACCGGAUAGCAGUCAAGGACCGGAAAACGGUCCUCGGUCUUCCAGAGGUAAUGCUUGGAAUUCUGCCCGGAGCUGGCGGCACUCAGCGUCUUCCAAAACUUGUCCAGCUUCCAACAGCGUUGGACAUGAUGCUUACUGGCCGAAAUCUCCGUGCAGAUCGUGCCAAAAAGAUUGGGCUUGUUGAUCAAACAGUGGAGCCUUUGGGUCCUGGAAUAAAACCCAUAGAUGAACGGAUGAUCGAGUACCUCGAAGAAGUUGCGAUUCAGGCUGCCAAGGGCCUCGCCGAUGGAUCACUGAAGCCAAACCGAACACGUCCGCUGACGGAGCGUUUAAUGAACAAAGCACUCCAGUAUGAACUGGUACGGAACAUGGUAUUUGACAAGGCAAAGGGCCAGGUGAUGAAGAUGACGCAAGGACUGUACCCAGCACCACUGAAGAUUCUUGAGGUUGUUAAAACUGGUGUCGUGAAGGGCCCCAAGUUUGGCUACGAAGCCGAACACUCGGGCUUUGGUGAACUGUGUGUCACACCACAGUCCAAGGGGCUCAUGGGGUUGUACUUUGGCCAAGUUACCUGCAAGAAGAACCGCUUUGGAAAGCCACAGAAUGAAGUCAAGAAAGUGUACAAGCCAAAAUCGAGGGUGGGCAUCCUCGGAGCUGGCCUCAUGGGUGCUGGAAUUGCACAAGUCUCCGUGGAUAAAGGCUGGAGUGUGGUGCUCAAGGACACCGCGCAGAAAGGACUGACACGUGGCGAGCAGCAAGUCCGCAAGGGUCUGGACGAAGGCGUCAAGAAGAAGCGCUUCUCCCCCUAUGAGCGGGAUCUCUACAUGUCAGCGCUUGAGCCCACGCUCAACUAUGAACACUUCAAGUCAACCGAUAUUGUCAUUGAAGCUGUGUUCGAAGACCUUGCCGUCAAGCACUCUGUGCUGAAGGAAGUGGAGCAGGUCAUUCCGGCGCACUGCGUCUUCGCAUCCAACACCUCUGCACUGCCCAUUUCCAAGAUUGCCCAGGCUAGCAAAAGACCUGAAAAGGUGGUGGGCAUGCACUACUUCUCCCCCGUCGACAAGAUGCAGCUUCUGGAGGUCAUCACCCACGAGAAGACGUCGCAGGACACUGCAGCCACUGCCGUCGCCGUGGGGCUCAAACAGGGCAAGGUGGUCAUCACAGUCAAGGAUGCACCUGGCUUCUACACGACGCGUAUCCUGGCAGCAAUGUUGGCUGAAGCCAUCAGGCUUCUGCAGGAGGGAGUCACGGUCAAGGAGCUGGACUCUGUGACCAAGAAGUUUGGCUUCCCCGUUGGUGCGGCUACGCUGGUCGACGAAGUGGGCAUCGACGUGGCCGAGCACAUUGCCGAGUACCUGAGCAAAGAGUUUGGCACCCGAUUCCAAGGCGGCAACCCGCAGAUCCUCAAGGACAUGGUUGCAGCGGGAUUCCUGGGACGCAAGUCGGGCAAGGGCUGCUACAUCUACAAGCCUGGUGUCAAGGAUCGGCCUAUCAACGCUGAGGCAGAAAGCAUGCUCAAGAAGUACUCCCUGCCAAAGAAGCUCGACAACACAGUGGAGGAGCUCCAGUUUCGGCUAGCAAGUCGGUUCAUCAACGAAGCCGUCCUCUGCCUGCAGGAAGGUGUUCUAGCCAAUCCAGUUGAAGGUGACAUUGGCGCUGUGUUUGGCCUGGGCUUUCCACCAUUCUUGGGCGGCCCAUUCCACUUCAUCGACACAUACGGCGCAGACAGGCUCGUCCAGUGGAUGGACAAGUUCACGCAAACAUUUGGACCAGAGUUUCAGCCUUGUCAACUUCUAAGGGACCACGCCAACGACACUGCCAAGAAGUUCCACGCAAGGAACAAGUAGACGUUCAUCUCAUCACCUAGCACCGCCGUCAGACGGUCACCGCUACUACUAGUUUUGAUUGUGUACUUGGUGAUUUGCUUAGAGGACUGCCGCAUGGGAUGUAAAUAUUGAUUGUAGGGGAAGCAUGUCUUUUUAUGUUGACGUUUUGAGUUAAGAGUGUAUUUUGAAAAUGACUGUUUCUCUUCUGU
Molecule: messenger RNA, 2590 nt
Organism: Dermacentor albipictus
Lineage: Eukaryota; Metazoa; Arthropoda; Arachnida; Ixodida; Ixodidae
Gene: Mtpalpha
Product: monolysocardiolipin acyltransferase Mtpalpha
Biological process (GO): fatty acid beta-oxidation
Cellular component (GO): mitochondrial fatty acid beta-oxidation multienzyme complex; mitochondrion
Molecular function (GO): (3S)-3-hydroxyacyl-CoA dehydrogenase (NAD+) activity; NAD+ binding; enoyl-CoA hydratase activity
Source: RefSeq, a predicted model, not a curated record